Molecule: messenger RNA, 1362 nt
Organism: Erythranthe guttata (spotted monkey flower)
Lineage: Eukaryota; Viridiplantae; Streptophyta; Magnoliopsida; Lamiales; Phrymaceae
Source: RefSeq, a predicted model, not a curated record
AUGCAUAGAUCUGAAGAUCUCGAGGUUCUUGGAGACCUCGGCGACGGUGCGGUGGAGGGAGAGGGUGUAGAAGAGGGCAACGGAGGUGGGUCUAUGGCGAUGGCGGUGGUGGUCGUGGUUAUAGAUCAGGUCAUGGUUAUGGUAGAGGUGGCCAUUGGAGAUGGUGGUGUGAGAGGAUCCCUGGCUUAUCCUUUCAUCGUACUCCAUGGAAUUGGAGAUCAGUGUUCAAACAAAGGAAUGAAGCAGUUCACACAGGAGCUCAACGAUUGGUCCAAUUCUAAAGGAUAUUGCUUAGAAGUUGGAGAUGGAUCGUGGGAUUCUUGGUUUAAGCCGCUUCAAGAACAGACAGAAAUCGUAUGUAAUAAGGUGAAGCAAAUGAAAGAACUACAGGAGGGUUACAACAUUGUUGGUCUCUCUCAGGGUAACUUGAUAGGACGAGGUGUUAUCGAGUUGUGUGAAGGUGGACCCCCAGUGAGGAAUUUCGUUUCUUUAGGAGGACCGCAUGCUGGUACUGCUUCAGUUCCUCUAUGUGGUACUGGCAUAUUUUGCAUCAUAGCCGACAAUUUGAUCAAAUCGGAGAUUUACUCCGACUAUAUCCAAGCUCAUUUGGCUCCAAGUGGUUAUCUUAAGAUGCCUAAUGAUAUUGAGGGGUACCUAAGCAAAUGUAGGUUUCUACCGAAGCUUAAUAACGAACAUGCCGACGAGAAAAAUGCCACUUACAAAGAACGAUUCACUAGCUUGCAAAAUCUUGUCCUUAUUAUGUUUGAACACGAUACCGUUUUAAUACCAAAGGAGACUUCUUGGUUUGGAUACUAUCCUGAUGGCGCCUUCAAUCCUAUUUUGCCACCUCAGCAGACGAAGCUUUAUAAGGAAGAUUGGAUCGGUUUGAAAGAAUUAACCGAAGCGGGAAGGGUAAAGUACAUUAAGGUGGCGGGGAAUCACCUCGGAAUCUCCAAAGAUGAUAUGAAGAAAUAUGUUGUUCCUUAUUUAGAGGAUGAAACAUCCAAGAAACAAACUAGUUUUGUUGAUGAUGAUGAUGAUGAUGAUGAUGAACCACAAGCCGUUGGAUCUUCUGUGGGGGUAAUUUUCGACGAAUCAUCAUCUUCUUACAAGUGGCCGUCGCCUGUCAAGAGCUUCUUCGGGGAGCUGCUUGGUCUUAAAAAAGAUCAUUAAUCUUUCGGUUUUCGUCUUCGUGGUUUUGGUCCGCAUAUGAAAGCUGUAGAAUUAAGUCUACUAUAUUAAUUCUUAGCAGGAAUUUAUAUUCUUCUGGUUGUACUCUUCAACCACUAUACUGCUGUUGCUCGCCACUAUUAUGCUGUUAGCAAUAAUACAUUUCAAAACUAAUGUCUUCACAUUUUUUUA